GUUUCAGUGAAAGCAAAGAUGGCGAACGAACUGGACAGAGUGCGAAUCUCAGCUGCGGAACUCCGAGCUGAAGCGUCGAAUUCAAUCAAUAUUGAUGACUGUCAGAAAGAGGAGCAACAAGAGUAUCACGUACACAAGCAGCAAAGGAAGCGGGAAGGAAAGCACCCUCGCCCUGAACUGCAGCGCUACCAGCCAGUAGCUGGAAAUGGAAGGUGUCACCGUGACGAUGAGGAGGGAGAAACUAGUGGCCCUCUGUCCGCUGAUUCCCAUGAUGAACCACCACAGAGUGAGAAAAAGGUUGAAAAAGCUUUAGAGAGACAUGGGUGCACAGACAGUGGGGCGGUCACCGACAAAAGGGAAGAAGACAGGAAGAGAGGGGAUGGUAGUAACACUCAGAACUGUAGAAAAGGCAACAGCUCCCAGCCUAAAGCAGAAGCAAAUCAAGAGAAAGUUUCUGUUGAAGAUGACAAAGACCACCAGGAACCCGUUGGAGCUGCUAGGGCAACACGAAAAGCUCGAAAACCAGACCGAGAAUUGUAUCAACCCGGGAGCCGAAGAAGCAUCCAGGGAAAAGACUGUGGAGUUGGAAAAGAGCAGGAUAAGCCUCCACCUAGCAAUAACGGGCAGAAAAGUGAGCCAGAGUCCCAGAUAAGUACAGGAGAAAAAGAGGAGAACCAAAAAACUUGUUUACAGGAGCAGGAAGGGGGAAAUAAAGAAGUAACGGUUAAACCGGAUAACAUCAAAUUGCCUAAAUCCACUGAAACAAACCGAAAGCAAGGAGGCCGAGAUGUGGGAAAAAACACAUUACCCUCAAACGCUACGGUGGACAAAAUUACUAGCAAAAUUGACAAACUUAGCAUGAAAGAAAAGGUGGGAUGUGACAGCCAAGUCAUUGACGAGUUAAGUUGCGAGAGAGGAGAAACAUCUUCCAAGGAAAAGAGAGGCCAAGGUAGAGGAACAAAAGAGGAGGAGGAAAAGGUAGAAAUGAAAAGGGAGAAAGGAAACCGCAACCGAAGGGGAGAAGAUAAGGAAAGGGAGACUAAUCCAGAUUCCAGACGAGGGAAAGAGGAAGCAGGCAGUCGAGGAAAGGUUGACCGGGGGGGGAAAGCUGAGAAGGAAAGAGACAAGAGAGCACCAGACGCAGACAAGGAUAAUAAAGCAGGAGAGCCGCACCAAAGCAAAGGAAGAGAGAAUCGCAGAGAAAGCAAAAGAGGAGACAACAACAACAACAACCGCUCAAGAGAUGCUGAAAACGAUGCUAAAACAGAAAGAAACACAGACAGGGCAGUGGAAGGAGGCGAUAGAAACAAAUCCAAUGCAAACGGCACGACGGCAACCUCAAAGCGCUAUUCCAAGUCAGAUAUUCGCCGCUCACGGAAUCGCACUUACAGCAGCAGCUCAGCCAGCAGCGUGACCAGCCUGGAUGGCCCUCGAGUAAGGAUGGAUGUGGAGCGUACCAAGUGGCCUCACUCUGAGCCUAAGCACAAAGAGGGGGUUGCUACAAGCGGAGCGGGACGGAGAAAUCAUUUAAAAAGCUGGACAACCAAUGGGGAAUCAUCCACAGAGUCAAUGGAAGGGAGUGAGAUGAGUGACAAAGCAGAAGAGAGGAAAAGAAGAGGUGGAAGGGAAGAACUAAGUGCUGAGAGGCGGAGGGUAGAGAGGAGCAAACCAAAGGGGACCAGAGGGGGAGAUAGGGGAAUCCUUAGGGUCUCUCUAGAAAAACUGCCAGGUACCCCAUCACAUGUUGCCGUACCACAACAUCGCACGCCAGGCUUGGUUCCCCGGGGCAGAGGGGGGGGUAUCCUGAUACUUCCUGCUCGCACAGACAUCUCUAACUCUCCUGAGGUCGGGCAGAGGCUUCUUUUUGGUGGUAUCAGGGGAGGGGCAGCCGCCAGAAGUAGAGGAGGCCGAGGAGGAGAAGCGAGGCGACUCUGGGAUCCAAACAACCCCGACCAGAAGCCAGCUCUUACCGCGACCCAGUCCUCGCAGCAUUCACCUCGCCAGCAGCCUGUAUAUCUUCAGACAGGGGCUGCAAUUGGUCAACUUCACUUCCUGGACACAGACGACGAGAUGGCAGGAAGUCCUCCGGUGGCGCAGGGUGAUCACUUUCGAGCCCAGCAGGUCGCUGCCAUGGCCUUUUACAAAUUCCAAAACUCUGACAACCCUUACGGCCACCCCGUGCCGGCCAGCAACUCACACAGUCCUGGCAGCACCGCCAGCUAUGCAUACCCUUAUCAAAUGGGACCCUACCAAAUGGCUCCCGCUAAUGGUAUGUACCCUGUGGGUCAAUUCUGUGGGAGUUACAAGGGAGCAGGGUAUCCCCAGCCUGUUGCAGGAGGUAGUUUGACAUCGGAAGAGGUGGAGCAACAAGCCAGAGUGGAGCUGGGGAGGAUGCUGAGGGCUGCGGACGCACAGGAGCUUCAGCUCAGCAACCUGCUGUCCCGGGACAGAGUGAGUGCUGAGGGACUGGAGCGCAUGGCCCAGCUCAGAGCUGACAUUUUGGGGCUCUAUGAGCAGGUCCUCCUGACAGACAUCGACUACUCUGACUCGCAGAACGUGGAUCAAGCUCUGUGGAAGAAUGUCUUUUACCAGGUCAUAGAGCGCUUCCGGCAGCUCCUCAAAGACCCCGCCUAUGACAACACACCUCAUGUAAAGAACAUGCUGCUCACACUGCUCGAUGAGGGGGCCCUUUUCUUCGACGCGCUGCUACAGAAGCUGCAGACGGUGUACCAGUUUAAGUUACAGGAUUACAUGGAUGGGAUAGCUAUCAGGGCUCGGCCGUUGCGUAAAACGGUGAAGUAUGCACUUAUCAGUGCUCAGCGCUGCAUGAUUUGUCAGGGCGAUAUAGCGCGUUACCGGGAACAGGCCAGUGACUCGGCAAACUACGGCAAGGCUCGCAGCUGGUACCUGAAGGCCCAGCAGAUCGCCCCCAAAAAUGGACGACCAUAUAACCAGCUGGCCCUGCUGGCCGUUUAUACAAACAGGAAGUUGGAUGCUGUGUAUUAUUACAUGCGCAGCUUGGCAGUCUCCAACCCCAUCCUGACUGCAAAGGAGAGCCUGAUGAGUCUCUUUGAAGAAGCCAAGCGCAAGAUCGAGCAGCUUGAGCGAAGGAGGAGACCGGAGCACGAAGGAGGCUCCAGGGGCCCGGCAGUUAAAGGAAGAGGGCGAGGGGAGGAUGGAGCCCGCGUGGAGAUCUGGAUUCGCCCCAGCGGACAGGCGGCGACCCCGUCCUCUCUGAGAGGCGGCAGUGAAUCCAGCAGAGACUCGGAACAGGACGGAGAGCUGGGCAGUCUCAGCGCUAGUGAUAGCGAAGGGUUUGCCGAGUCCCAAGUCAAUCCACCUUAA
Molecule: messenger RNA, 3345 nt
Organism: Notothenia coriiceps (black rockcod)
Lineage: Eukaryota; Metazoa; Chordata; Actinopteri; Perciformes; Nototheniidae
Product: telomerase-binding protein EST1A-like
Exons: 9
Coding region: 19-3345 (1108 amino acids)
Biological process (GO): nuclear-transcribed mRNA catabolic process, nonsense-mediated decay
Cellular component (GO): telomerase holoenzyme complex
Molecular function (GO): telomerase RNA binding; telomeric repeat DNA binding; protein binding
Source: RefSeq, a predicted model, not a curated record